UCCUCAAAGUUUGCUCGCUGAGCUCGGCUCAUCGCACUUGCUGCAACACGUCUUGUCAACCUCGCACUUUACGCGUGAACCAGGGAGACAGUGAUAGUGAAAGGGGUCGGAGUAGCUGGAUGUAAAGGGUACAGGAUCGAAAUUUAAAAUUGUGCAGAUCCGUGGAUUUAAGGCAAGCCAAUAAAAGUGGACGUUGCAGUGAAAUUGAUGUUGCAAUCGGGAACUCUUCCCUCAACAUGAGGGGCCGUCAAUGAUACGGGUAUUGAACAAACCUGUUGCGAAGUUCAAUGUCCUUGUUCUAAGUCUUGGGUGAGAGCACUCAGCGCAAUUACGCACGGCAUCAUUAUGGUUUUAUUUUUGGAUAGACGUGUCCCUGCUUUGUUCCUACUUUGGGGCUACUGCGUUUUUGCGGACACUGUCUUUUCGAACUUUACCCUGGACAACGAGGUCCACUCCAGUUUCAUCCACCGGCGGCUGAAGAGCCAGGAGCGUCGGGAGAUGCAGCGGGAAAUCCUCUCGAUCCUCGGGCUACCGCACCGGCCGCGACCGCAUCUCCACGGGAAGCACAACGCGGCACCGAUGUUCAUGCUGGACCUGUACAAUGCCAUGUCCACGGAGGGGAAAGAGGAUGGGUACUCCUACCCAUACAAACCCAUCUUCACCACCCAGGGGCCGCCGAUAGCCACUCUUCAGGACAACAACUUCCUAAACGACGCAGACAUGGUUAUGAGCUUUGUCAAUUUAGUGGAACACGAUACAGAGCUCCUACCCGUCCGGCGGCACCACCGAGAGUUCCGUUUCGACCUAUCACGUAUUCCUGAGGGGGAAGCGGUCACCACUGCAGAGUUCCGCAUCUAUAAGGACUUCAUCCACGAACGCUUUGACAAUGAAACCUUCCGCAUCAGUGUCUACCAGGUGCUGGAGGAACACAUUGACAGGGAGCCAGACCUGUUUCUGUUGGACUCGAGGGUCAUCUGGGCGGCUGAGGACGGCUGGCUGGUGUUUGAUUUGACAGUGACCAGUAACCAAUGGGUCUUGAACCCUGGACACAACCUGGGCCUGCAGCUGGCUCUGGAGAGUACUGACGGUGUGAGUGUGAACCCGCGGUUGGCAGGGCUGAUCGGCCGCAGUGGUCCUCAGAAUAAACAGCCCUUCAUGGUGGCCUUCUUCAAAGCCACCGAGGUGCACCUGCGCAGCAUCCGCUCAGCAACAGGGGGCACCAAACAACGCAACCCCAACCGCUCCAAAGGGGCCAACAAGGGCCAGGAGGCACUCCGAGUGGCCAACAUUGCAGAGAACAGCAGUGCUGAUCAGAAGCAGGCGUGUAAGAAACACGAGCUCUACGUCAGCUUCAGAGAUCUGGGGUGGCAGGACUGGAUCAUAGCUCCAGAGGGCUAUGCAGCAUACUACUGUGAGGGAGAGUGUGCCUUCCCUCUCAACUCCUAUAUGAACGCCACAAACCAUGCCAUCGUGCAGACACUCGUCCACCUAAUAAACCCAGACACCAUUCCUAAGCCCUGCUGUGCCCCAACCCAGCUCCAUGCCAUCUCGGUGCUCUACUUUGACGACAGCUCCAAUGUCAUCCUCAAGAAGUACCGCAAUAUGGUGGUCAGAGCCUGUGGCUGCCAUUAGACUACAGCCAACCUCUCAACACACACACACACACUCACGCACACAUCUACAUAUCCCUCAACGCAGGUCACUUUCAUCGAGACUCUAGACUUUCUUCCCCAGAUUCACCUGAAUGGACACAUGAAUGGACUGCAUUUCCCAGUGUGCCUUGCUGAGCUCCUGGACGGGAGCUACAUGAGGACCGGCAGACAAUCAUGCUUAUUGAGUUCAACAUGGAACACACACACACACAUACUUCCUGUGCUUUCUACUGUGUAUGAGACAUUUUAAACAGUGAUUGUAUAGUAAUACACAGUUAACAAUAUUUUGUUCAUUUAAAUGUUUUUUAAAAUUGUAUUUCACUCUGUUUUUCUAGAUAUUUUUGAUCAAUUACGUAUUUGUAUGUUUUUUAUGACUGAAUGGCUAUAGGAAGUGUGGAUGCUCUAUGGACUCUUCAUGGACCAUACUGUGUAAAUAGUUUUUUAAACAAAGAGAAGUGUAUUUAUUUCCUGGUCUUGGGCAUGUUAAGGAUUUUUCUCCUGUGUGUCUCUCUCUCUCUCGCUCUUUCUCUCUCUCUCUCUCUCUCUCUCUCUCUCUCUCUCUCUCUCUCUCUCUCUCUCUCUCUCUCUCUCUCUCUCUCUCUCUCUCUCUCUCUCUCUCUCUCUCUCUCUCUCUCUCGCUCUCUCUCUCUCUCUCUCUCUCUCUCUCUUCUUCUCUCUCUUCCUCCUCUGUUUCUCACCAUUCUAGCUCAGAGAUGUGAUUUUCCUGCAGUCACAGUGCUGAAUCUAUCAUCAGUAUGGACCUAUCACUACAGCCUUGUCAUGGGGAAUAACUCAGCCUGUUCCUCUCCUUAUUCCAAACAUUGUCUUAAAGACAUAAAAGUUAUUUUUUUCCGAAUGAAAAUGCAUUCAUAUACAUACUGUAGCUCUUUUUAUAAACUAGACUUUGACUUGAAUUACAAUAAAAAGCAAUAAUACUGAGAGUGUUUCAGAAAAACAAAAAGAAGAGAAAGAUUGGGGAAUGAAAGAGAGAGAGAGAGAGAGAGAGAGAGAGAGAGAGAGAGAGAGAGAGAGAGAGAGAGAGAGAGAGAUUGUGUCUAGGGUGUGUGUGUGUGUACGUGUGUACCAUUACCUUGAGCACCACGAGUCUGUUGUGUGCCAGGUGGUUUUAGGAUGGUCUGUCGUUUUAUCCUCUGCUGUAAAGGCUGAUGUCUAUCUCUUCCUUAUUUAAGAGGAAUAUUUAUUGAGAGCCGAGGCUGGUACUCUCUGCCAACGCAACAGUCUUUGUUUUACUGCAAAACUGGUUUAAUAAAAUCGGAGAAGCAUCA
This is a messenger RNA of Oncorhynchus gorbuscha (pink salmon), 2938 nucleotides long. Its product is annotated as bone morphogenetic protein 7-like. Gene Ontology annotation, biological process: SMAD protein signal transduction. The coding region runs from base 346 to 1632 and encodes 428 amino acids. Gene Ontology annotation, molecular function: cytokine activity; growth factor activity. The record is from RefSeq and is a predicted model, not a curated record. The transcript is spliced from 7 exons. Gene Ontology annotation, cellular component: extracellular region. Lineage: Eukaryota; Metazoa; Chordata; Actinopteri; Salmoniformes; Salmonidae.